UACUGUGCUCGUGGUUUUGACAUAUAUGCUUCCAGUUCAGCAUCCAACUCAGCCUCCGUCAUUCUUGCCCUAGAAUCUUCUCGUUUGAUCUUCGAACCACUCCGUCCCGAUCUUGAUCUGCGACCGAAUCCUCCACCCCUGCUUCCUCUACCAUCUCGGCGUUCACCGCCAUUCCUAAAGCUCUUUAUAACGCCACCGCCAUUCACAGGUGCCAAUUGCACACGCGAACUGAGUGCUUCACUGCCGUCAACUAGUACCAUCCUCAUCACCUGUCCAUCAAGUGCAACACCUUUGAAAUCGUUGAUCACAUUUUCAGCAUCACUUCUACGUAGAUAG
Haemonchus placei is the source of this 336-nucleotide messenger RNA. The record is from the annotation of a GenBank genome assembly. Lineage: Eukaryota; Metazoa; Nematoda; Chromadorea; Rhabditida; Trichostrongylidae.